AUGGCCCCCUUCCUGAACCUGUUCCUGCUCCCCUUGCUGCUCCUUUUCCGGCACUCUUUCCUGCUCCCUUUCUCCUCGCCCCUCCCUCUCCCUUUCAUCGUUCCUUUCCCAUCCCUCACUCACUUCUCUUCCCAGCUCCCCUCCUCCUCUCUCCUUCGCGUCUUCCCUCUCCUUCUCCCCGCUCUCUACCUCUUCCGUCCUCUCCUCCCCACCGCCCCCCCCCUUCCCCUCGUCAUGCACCUCCCGCUCGCCCCUCUCCUUCUUCGCCCCACACCCCCCAUCCAUACACGCAACACCACGCGACUCUUGAGUCGGCCCAGAAGUCUCCUCCUUUGCGCCACACUCCCCAUCCGCCAACGCCACACCUGCCACACACUCUCUUGCUUCACCUGCCACACAGGCUCUCACUUCACCUCCGCCUGGACCUCCCUCUCCCGCCCUCUCCCUCCCUUCCAAUGCUCCGUCUGCCAUCCCCCCAUCUCCUCGCCUCUCCCCCUCCUCUCCCCUCCUCCAUCACCAGCCCUUGCUCCGCCGCCUCCUCCCUCUCUGCUUCCCCCUCUCGCACCUCUCCCUCCUCUUCCCCCUCUUCCCCUUCUGACCCCCCUCUCCCGCCUCCUACUUCGUUUCCCAGAGAGCAUCUCUGCCGCUGCCCAUGCCCCCUCUCCGCUCUCCCCCUCUCCGCUCUCCCCCUCUCCGCUCUCCCCCUCUCCGCUCUCCCCCUCUCCGCUCUCCCCCUCUCCGCUCGCCCCCUCUCCGCUCUCCCCCUCUCCGCUCUCCCCCUCUCCGCUCUCCCCCUCUCCGCUCUCCCCCUCUCCGCUCUCCCCCUCUCCGCUCUCCCCCUCUCCGCUCUCCCCCUCUCCGCUCUCCCCCUCUCCGCUCUCCCCCUCUCCGCUCUCCCCCUCUCCGCUCUCCCCCUCUCCGCUCUCCCCCUCUCCGCUCUCCCCUCUCCGCUCUCCCCCUCUCCGCUCUCCCCCUCUCCGCUCUCCCCCUCUCCGCUCUCCCCCUCUCCGCUCUCCCCCUCUCCGCUCGCCCCUCUCCGCUCGCCCCCUCUCCGCUCGCCCCCUCUCCGCUCGCCCCCUCUCCGCUCGCCCCCUCUCCGCUCGCCCCCUCUCCGCUCGCCCCCUCUCCGCUCGCCCCCUCUCCGCUCGCCCCCUCUCCGCUCGCCCCCUCUCCGCUCGCCCCCUCUCCGCUCGCCCCCUCUCCGCUCGCCCCCUCUCCGCUCUCCCCCUCUCCGCUCGCCCCCUCUCCGCUCGCCCCCUCUCCGCUCGCCCCCUCUCCGCUCGCCCCCUCUCCGCUCGCCCCCUCUCCGCUCGCCCCCUCUCCGCUCGCCCCCUCUCCGCUCGCCCCCUCUCCGCUCGCCCCCUCUCCGCUCUCCCCCUCUCCGCUCGCCCCCUCUCCGCUCUCCCCCUCUCCGCUCGCCCCCUCUCCGCUCGCCCCCUCUCCGCUCUCCCCCUCUCCGCUCGCCCCCUCUCCGCUCGCCCCCUCUCCGCUCGCCCCCUCUCCGCUCGCCCCCUCUCCGCUCGCCCCCUCUCCGCUCGCCCCCUCUCCGCUCUCCCCCUCUCCGCUCUCCCCCUCUCCGCUCUCCCCCUCUCCGCUCUCCCCCUCUCCGCUCUCCCCCUCUUCUCUUCCUCCCUCUCCGCUCUCCCCCUCUCCGCUCUCCCCCUCUCCGCUCUCCCCCUCUCCGCUCGCCCCCUCUCCGCUCGCCCCCUCUCCGCUCGCCCCCUCUCCGCUCGCCCCCUCUCCGCUCGCCCCCUCUCCGCUCGCCCCUCUCCGCUCGCCCCCUCUCCGCUCGCCCCCUCUCCGCUCGCCCCCUCUCCGCUCGCCCCCUCUCCGCUCGCCCCCUCUCCGCUCGCCCCCUCUCCGCUCGCCCCCUCUCCGCUCGCCCCCUCUCCGCUCGCCCCCUCUCCGCUCGCCCCCUCUCCGCUCGCCCCCUCUCCGCUCGCCCCCUCUCCGCUCGCCCCCUCUCCGCUCGCCCCCUCUCCGCUCUCCCCCUCUCCGCUCGCCCCCUCUCCGCUCGCCCCCCUCUCCGCUCGCCCCCUCUCCGCUCGCCCCCUCUCCGCUCGCCCCCUCUCCGCUCUCCCCCUCUCCGCUCGCCCCCUCUCCGCUCUCCCCCCUCUCCGCUCGCCCCCUCUCCGCUCGCCCCCUCUCCGCUCUCCCCCUCUCCGCUCGCCCCUCUCCUCCGCUCGCCCCCUCUCCGCUCGCCCCCUCUCCGCUCGCCCCCUCUCCGCUCGCCCCUCUCCGCUCGCCCCCUCUCCGCUCUCCCCCUCUCCGCUCUCCCCCUCUCCGCUCUCCCCCUCUCCGCUCUCCCCCCUCUCCGCUCUCCCCCUCUUCUCUUCCUCCCUCUCCGCUCUCCCCCUCUCCGCUCUCCCCCUCUCCGCUCGCCCCCUCUCCGCUCGCCCCCUCUCCGCUCGCCCCCUCUCCGCUCGCCCCCUCUCCGCUCUCCCCCUCUCCGCUCGCCCCCUCUCCGCUCGCCCCCUCUCCGCUCGCCCCCUCUCCGCUCGCCCCCUCUCCGCUCGCCCCUCUCCGCUCUCCCCCUCUCCGCUCGCCCCCUCUCCGCUCUCCCCCUCUCCGCUCGCCCCCUCUCCGCUCGCCCCCUCUCCGCUCUCCCCCUCUCCGCUCGCCCCCUCUCCGCUCGCCCCCUCUCCGCUCGCCCCCUCUCCGCUCGCCCCCUCUCCGCUCGCCCCCUCUCCGCUCGCCCCCUCUCCGCUCUCCCCCUCUCCGCUCUCCCCCUCUCCGCUCUCCCCCUCUCCGCUCUCCCCCUCUCCGCUCUCCCCUCUCGCUCUCCUCCCUCUCCGCUCUCCCCCUCUCCGCUCUCCCCCUCUCCGCUCGCCCCCUCUCCGCUCGCCCCCUCUCCGCUCGCCCCCUCUCCGCUCGCCCCCUCUCCGCUCGCCCCCUCUCCGCUCGCCCCCUCCUCCGCUCGCCCCCUCUCCGCUCGCCCCCUCUCCGCUCGCCCCCUCUCCGCUCGCCCCUCUCCGCUCGCCCCCUCUCCGCUCGCCCCCUCUCCGCUCGCCCCCUCUCCGCUCGCCCCCUCUCCGCUCGCCCCCUCUCCGCUCGCCCCCUCUCCGCUCUCCCCCUCUCCGCUCGCCCCCUCUCCGCUCGCCCCCUCUCCGCUCGCCCCUCUCCGCUCGCCCCUCUCCGCUCUCCCCCUCUCCGCUCGCCCCUCUCCGCUCGCCCCCUCUCCGCUCGCCCCCUCUCCGCUCGCCCCCUCUCCGCUCGCCCCCUCUCCGCUCGCCCCCUCUCCGCUCUCCCCCUCUCCGCUCUCCCCCUCUCCGCUCUCCCCUCUCCGCUCUCCCCUCUUCGCUCUCCCCCUCUCCGCUCUCCCCCUCUCCGCUCUCCCCUCUUCCUCUCUCCCCUCUCCGCUCGCCCCCUCUCCGCUCUCCCCCUCUCCGCUCUCCCCCUCUCCGCUCGCCCCCUCUCCGCUCGCCCCCUCUCCGCUCGCCCCCUCUCCGCUCUCCCCCUCUCCGCUCGCCCCCUCUCCGCUCGCCCCCUCUCCGCUCGCCCCCUCUCCGCUCGCCCCCUCUCCGCUCGCCCCCUCUCCGCUCUCCCCCCUCUCCGCUCGCCCCCUCUCCGCUCUCCCCCUCUCCGCGCGCCCCCUCUCCGGCUCGCCCCCUCUCCGCUCUCCCCUCUCCGCUCGCCCCCUCUCCGCUCGCCCCCUCUCCGCUCGCCCCCUCUCCGCUCGCCCCCUCUCCGCUCGCCCCCACUCUCCGCUCGCACCCCCUCUCCGCUCGCCCCCUCUCCGCUCGCCCCCUCUCCGCUCUCCCCCUCUCCGCUCGCCCCCUCUCCGCUCGCCCCCUCUCCGCUCGCCCCCUCUCCGCUCUCCCCCUCUCCGCUCAGCCCCUCUCCGCUCGCCCCCUCUCCGCUCGCCCCCCUCUCCGCUCUCCCCCUCUCCGCUCGCCCCCUCUCCGCUCUCCCCCUCGUCCGCUCUCCCCCUCUCCGCUCUCCCCCUCUCCGCUCCUCCCCCUCUCCGCUCGCCCCCUCUCCGCUCUCCCCCUCAUCCCGCUCUCCCCCUCUUCCGCUCGCCCCUCUCCGCUCGCCCCCUCUCCGCUCCUCUCCGCUCUCCCCCUCUCCGCUCUCCCCCUCUCCGCUCUCCCCCUCUCCGCUCUCCCCUCUCCGCUCUCCCCCUCUCCGCUCUCCCCCUCUCCGCUCUCCCCCUCUCCGCUCUCCCCCUCUCCGCUCUCCCCCUCUCCGCUCUCCCCCUCUCCGCUCUCCCCCUCUCCGCUCUCCCCCUCUCCGCUCUCCCCCUCUCCGCUCUCCCCCUCUCCGCUCUCCCCCUCUCCGCUCUCCCCCUCUCCGCUCUCCCCCUCUCCGCUCUCCCCCUCUCCGCUCUCCCCUCUCCGCUCUCCCCCUCUCCGCUCUCCCCCUCUCCGCUCUCCCCCUCUCCGCUCUCCCCCUCUCCGCUCUCCCCCUCUCCGCUCUCCCCCUCUCCGCUCUCCCCCCUCUCCGCUCUCCCCUCUCCGCUCUCCCCCUCUCCGCUCUCCCCCUCUCCGCUCUCCCCCUCUCCGCUCGCCCCCCCUCUCCGCUCGCCCCCUCUCCGCUCGCCCCCUCUCCGCUCGCCCCCUCUCCGCUCGCCCCCUCUCCGCUCGCCCCCUCUCCGCUCGCCCCCUCUCCGCUCGCCCCCUCUCCGCUCGCCCCCUCUCCGCUCGCCCCUCUCCGCUCGCCCCCUCUCCGCUCGCCCCCUCUCCGCUCUCCCCUCUCCGCUCGCCCCCUCUCCGCUCGCCCCCCUCUCCGCUCUCCCCCUCUCCGCUCGCCCCCUCUCCGCUCGCCCCCUCUCCGCUCUCCCCCUCUCCGCUCGCCCCCUCUCCGCUCUCCCCCUCUCCGCUCGCCCCCUCUCCGCUCGCCCCCUCUCCGCUCUCCCCCUCUCCGCUCUCCCCCUCUCCGCUCGCCCCCUCUCCGCUCUCCCCCUCUCCGCUCUCCCCCUCUCCGCUCUCCCCCUCUCCGCUCUCCCCCUCUCCGCUCUCCCCCUCUCCGCUCUCCCCCUCUCCGCUCUCCCCUCUCCGCUCUCCCCUCUCCGCUCGCCCCCUCUCCGCUCUCCCCCUCUCCGCUCUCCCCCUCUCCGCUCGCCCCCUCUCCGCUCUCCCCCUCUCCGCUCUCCCCCUCUCCGCUCUCCCCCUCUCCGCUCUCCCCCCUCUCCGCUCUCCCCCUCUCUCCGCUCUCCCCCUCUCCGCUCUCCCCUCUCUCCGCUCUCCCCUCUCCGCUCUCCCCCUCUCCGCUCUCCCCCUCUCCGCUCUCCCCCUCUCCGCUCUCCCCCUCUCCGCUCUCCCCCUCUCCGCUCUCCCCUCUCCGCUCUCCCCCUCUCCGCUCUCCCCCUCUCCGCUCUCCCCCUCUCCGCUCUCCCCCUCUCCGCUCUCCCCCUCUCCGCUCUCCCCCUCUCCGCUCUCCCCCUCUCCGCUCUCCCCCUCUCCGCUCUCCCCCUCUCCGCUCUCCCCUCUCCGCUCUCCCCCUCUCCGCUCUCUCCCCCCUCUCCGCCUCCCUCCGCUCUCCCCUCUCCGCUCUCCCCUCUCCGCUCUCCCCCUCUCCGCUCUCCCCCUCUCCGCUCUCCCCCUCUCCGCUCUCCCCUCUCCGCUCUCCCCCUCUCCGCUCUCCCCCUCCUCCGCUCUCCCCCUCUCCGCUCUCCCCCUCUCCGCUCUCCCCCUCUCCGCUCUCCCCCUCUCCGCUCUCCCCCUCUCCGCUCUCCCCCUCUCCGCUCUCCCCCUCUCCGCUCUCCCCCUCUCGCUCGCCCCUCUCCGCUCUCCCCCUCUCCGCUCGCACCCUCUCCGCUCUACCCCCCGUCUCCCGCUCGUCCCCCCUCUCCGCUCUCCCCCUCCUCCGCUCUCCCCCUCUCCAGCUCUCCCCCUCUCCGCUCUCCCCCUCUCACGCUCUCCCCCUCUCCGCUCUCCCCCUCUCCGCUCUCCCCCUCUCCGCUCUCCCCCCUCUCCGCUCUCCCCUCUCCGCUCUCCCCCUCUCCGCUCUCCCCUCUCCGCUCGCCCCUCUCCGCUCUCCCCCUCUCCGCUCCCCCUCUCCGCUCUCCCCUCUCCGCUCUCCCCUCUCCGCUCUCCCCCUCUCCGCUCUCCCCCUCUCCGUCCCCUCUCCGCUCUCCCCCUCUCCCGCUCUCCCCCUCUCCGCUCUCCCCCUCUCCGCUCGCCCCCUCUCCGCUCUCCCCCUCUCCGCUCUCCCCCUCUCCGCUCGCCCCCUCGUCCGCUCUCCCCCUCUCCGCUCGCCCCCUCUCCGCUCUCCCCCUCUCCGCUCGCCCCUCUCCGCUCUCCCCCUCUCCGCUCGCCCCCUCUCCGCUCUCCCUCUCCGCUCUCCCCUCUCCGCUCGCCCCCUCUCCGCUCGCCCCCUCUCCGCUCUCCCCUCUCCGCUCUCCCCCUCUCCGCUCUCCCCCUCUCCGCUCUCCCCCUCUCCGCUCUCCCCCUCUCCGCUCGCCCCCUCUCCGCUCUCCCCCUCUCCGCUCUCCCCCUCUCCGCUCGCCCCCUCUCCGCUCUCCCCCUCUCCGCUCUCCCCCUCUCCGCUCUCCCCCUCUCCGCUCUCCCCCUCUCCGCUCUCCCCCUCUCCGCUCUCCCCUCUCCGCUCUCCCCCUCUCCGCUCUCCCCCUCUCCGCUCUCCCCUCUCUCCUCUCCCCUCUCCGCUCUCCCCCUCUCCGCUCUCCCCCUCUCCGCUCUCCCCCUCUCCGCUCUCCCCCUCUCCGCUCUCCCCCUCUCCGCUCUCCCCCUCUCCGCUCUCCCCCUCUCCGCUCUCCCCCUCUCCGCUCUCGCCCCCUCUCCGCUCUCCCCCUCUCCGCUCUCCCCCUCUCCGCUCUCCCCCUCUCCGCUCUCCCCCUCUCCGCUCUCCCCCUCUCCGCUCUCCCCCUCUCCGCUCUCCCCCUCUCCGCUCUCCCCCUCUCCGCUCUCCCCCUCUCCGCUCUCCCCCUCUCCGCUCUCCCCCUCUCCGCUCUCCCCCCUCUCCGCUCUCCCCCUCUCCGCUCUCCCCCCUCUCCGCUCUCCCCCUCUCCGCUCUCCCCCUCUCCGCUCUCCCCCUCUCCGCUCUCCCCCUCUCCGCUCUCCCCCCUCUCCGCUCUCCCCCCUCUCCGCUCUCCCCCUCUCCGCUCUCCCCCUCUCCGCUCUCCCCCUCUCCGCUCUCCCCCUCUCCGCUCUCCCCCUCUCCGCUCUCCCCCUCUCCGCUCUCCCCCUCUCCGCUCUCCCCCUCUCCGCUCUCUCCCCUCUCCGCUCUCGCCUCUCCCCUCUCCGCUCUCCCCUCUCCGCUCUCCCCCUCUCCGCUCUCCCCUCUCCCGCUCUCCCCCUCUCCGCUUCUCCCCCUCGCUCCCGCUCUCCCCUCUCCGCUCUCCCCCUCUCCGCUCUCACCCUCUCAUCCGCUCUCCCCCUCUCCGCUCUCCCCCUAAUCCGCUCUCCCCCUCUCCGGCUCUCCCCCUCUCCGCUCUCCCCCUCUCCGCUCAUCCCCCUCUCCGCUCUCCCCCUCUCCGCUCUCCCCCUCUGUCACCGCUCGCCCCCUCUCCGCUCUCCCCUCCCCGCUCUCCCCCUCUCCGCUCUCCCCCUCUCCGCUCUCCCCCUCUCCGCGCUCCCCUCUCCGCUCUCACCCCCUCUCCGCUCUCCCCCUCUCCGCUCUCCCCCCUUGCCUCAGCUCUCCCCCCUCUCCGCUCUCCCCCUCUCCGCUCUCCCCCUCUCCGCCUCUCCCCCUCUCCGCUCUCCUCUCCGCUCCUCUCCGCUCCUCCCCUCUCCCCCCUCUCCGCUCUCCCCCUCUCCGCUCUCCCCCCUCUCUCCGCUCUCCCCCUCUCCGCUCUCCCCCUCUCCGCUCUCCCCUCUCCGCUCUCCCCCUCUCCGCUCUCCCCCUCUCCGCUCUCCCCCUCUCCGCUCUCCCCCUCUCCGCUCUCCCCCUCUCCGCUCUCCCCCUCUCCGCUCUCCCCCUCUCCGCUCUCCCCCUCUCCGCUCUCCCCCUCUCCGCUCUCCCCCUCUCCGCUCUCCCCCCUCUCCGCUCUCCCCCCUCUCCGCUCUCCCCCUCUCCGCUCUCCCCCUCUCCGCUCUCCCCCUCUCCGCUCUCCCCCUCUCCGCUCUCCCCCUCUCCGCUCUCCCCCUCUCCGCUCUCCCCCUCUCCGCUCUCCCCCCUCUCCGCUCUCCCCCUCUCCGCUCUCCCCCUCUCCGCUCUCCCCCUCUCCGCUCUCCCCCUCUCCGCUCUCCCCCUCUUCUCUUCCUCCCUCCCCUCCUCCUCCCUCUGCUCCCCACUCUCUUCCCUCCCACCUUCCCCCACUUCCUCUCGACCACGUUUGUCCCCAUCCCCCUUCUCCUCCCUCUCCCCCCCACCCGCCGACACACCAUCUGCCCCACCCUCGUUCCGCUCAAUAAUGCCCCCAUCCCCCUGCUCGCCCUCCCCAUCCUCCCCCUCCGCUUCUCCCUCCCCCUCGCCCUCCCCCUCCCCUUCCCCCUCCCCCACAACCUCCUCCCCAGCCAUCCACUCCUCUCCUUCCUCCUCCCCCUCUCCCCCAUACUCUUCCCACCCCUCCGCCUCUUCCCCCGACGCCCCAGGGGCCACGAAGAGCCCCCCGCCCCUCCCCCUCCCCUCCUGUUACCUCCGCCCCCUCUUCCUCCCCCGCUCCCUCCCCCGCCCCUCCGCCUGCCCCCGCCAUCCCCAUCACCACUCCCCUCGUCCUCCUCCCCCUCUCCCCCCUCACCUCCCCCUUUAGAAACACUCCCGUUAGAAGCAUCCGCCUUUCUAUCGCCCUGCGCGCUCCCCUGCCUGCGCGCGCCAGCGUCCCCCUCCGCCUGUCGCCCCCGCGGCUGCUGCAGCAGUGCGCCAGCCACCGCUGCGCCAGCAGGCGCGGGUUGCCCCGCCUCAGGACUCGCUGUGGCGAGCGCAACAGCACGCCAGGCGCAACAGCAGCGCCAGGCGCAGCAGCAACGCCGGCAGUAG
Molecule: messenger RNA, 8877 nt
Organism: Closterium sp. Naga37s-1
Lineage: Eukaryota; Viridiplantae; Streptophyta; Zygnematophyceae; Desmidiales; Closteriaceae
Source: the annotation of a GenBank genome assembly